UUUCACGAGUCACACUUCGUUUCGGUUUUGGGGGGAAUCGUACCGUUUUCGUAGAGAGAAGCUGGAUUCUUGGGGCCAGCAUAAAAACCUGGAGUGCACGAUAGCAGUUCACCAUCGAAAUCUUGGAUCCUGUCUAUUCUCUCCCUGACAACUAUGGUUGUUGCGGGUUUCUUACGCCUCACACUAUCGUCUCUCCUUCUUGGCAUUAUGACCCACGGAACAGUUGCAUUCGACAUGUUAUCCAACGAGAAUCUGGCCGUCUACUGGGGUCAGAAUUCAUACGGAGCCAUUAAUCCCGACAAUACUGCUCACUGGCAGCAGACACUUUCAUACUACUGCAAGGACAAUGUUAUUGACACCUUUCCCAUAGCCUUCCUCGUAGACAGCUAUGCGGAAGGUAAUCUCCCGUCGAUCGAUUUAGCGAAUAUCUGCAACUCCGGCAAUGCCGACUAUUUCCCAGGCACUGGCUUGCUGAAUUGCUCUUUUCUUGCCUCGGACAUCGAAAUGUGCCAGUCGGCGGGAAAGGCAGUUACCAUCUCACUUGGUGGCGGAUCGGGAAAUAUCCACUUUCAGAACGACGCUCAGGCCGCUGCUUACGCUAAGACUAUAUGGAAUCUAUUUCUGGGUGGAACGAGCAAGACACGUCCCUUUGGAUCUGCAAUUCUUGACGGAAUCGACAUGGACAUCGAGGGUGGUUCGCAGACAGGCUAUGUUUCCUUUUUGACUGCGCUUAGGAAACUUAUGAAUCGGAGCAAGAAGAAGUAUUAUAUUACUGCUGCGCCACAAUGUCCUUACCCAGACGGCUACAUCGGAAAGACACUCAAUACAGUGGGAUUUGAUGCAGUAUAUGUCCAGUUUUACAAUAACUAUUGCGGUCUGAAGCACUACAACAAUCGAAAUGACUGGAACUUUGCCACCUGGGACAAGUGGGCAAAAAACGUCUCACCCAAUCGUGACGUCAAGGUUUAUAUCGGCGCGCCCGCGUCAUCUGCUGCGGGGUCUGGUUAUGUCAACUCCAAGCAAAUGACGACAAUAAUCCAGCAGACUCGGUCUAACUACUCUUCCUUUGGAGGGGUUAUGUUAUGGGAUGUAUCAGACGCGCACGCCAAUCAUCGCUAUGACAAAGCAGUCAAACAAGCUUUGAAAUCUCACCCAUGACGAAGACUGACAGUUAUCUUUACUUAACUGCGUACCUCGGUGGUUUCCUCCCAUCGCCAGGUACCGCGUCUUAUUAGAAAUUGUUUGUGUCAAUAGGUGUCAAUAUAGUAAAUGGCUCAGUGUGCCUGACUGUUCUAGA
Molecule: messenger RNA, 1297 nt
Organism: Suillus clintonianus
Lineage: Eukaryota; Fungi; Basidiomycota; Agaricomycetes; Boletales; Suillaceae
Product: glycoside hydrolase family 18 protein
Exons: 13
Coding region: 154-1158 (334 amino acids)
Biological process (GO): carbohydrate metabolic process
Cellular component (GO): extracellular region
Molecular function (GO): chitinase activity
Source: RefSeq, a predicted model, not a curated record